This is a messenger RNA of Angiostrongylus costaricensis, 810 nucleotides long. NCBI's taxonomy places the organism in Eukaryota, Metazoa, Nematoda, Chromadorea, Rhabditida, Metastrongylidae. The record is from the annotation of a GenBank genome assembly.
AUGAGAGGUUUGGUGGGGGUCCGGCCCAAGGACCAACCAGCGCCAAAUGAAUUGUGUAAGGACAUUUUUCAGUUCGACCCGUUCGCCUACCUGGAGAGUUUUUACAAAACUGCCUCCGAAGACACUGCCAUGCGGAUAGUGUUGUUCUUCCUACCGGGGAUUCUCUAUAGACUACCAACGAAAGUGAAGACAGUUCUGGAUCUGGGUGCAGGACCUACUAUCUAUGUUCCGGUUGCACUUCGAAACAAAGCGCUCCAGAUAUUCACAUCUGACUACGCUCAAGUUAACAGAGACGUUUUGCAGAGUUGGGUAGAGGACAGGUCCACAUUUGAUUGGUCAGACGUGUGCGGUUUAAUAUCAAGUAUUGAAUCCUUGGACGAGCCACCAGCUGCGAUGCAAGAAAAAGCCAGGAACAAAGUGAUGGCAGUUCUAGAGGUGAACGUCCAUGAGAUGCCGGUUGUUCGCAGCGUACAUUGGCAACGAAAGAGCAGUGAAAUACCGAAUAAAUUCGAGCUGGUAUCCACGGUGUUUUGUCUGGAAUAUUCAUGCGAGACGACUGAUGAAUACAACAGGGCCGUGCGCGGUGCUUGCAGCCUCAUCGAAGAUGGCGGAUACUUGAUCCAAGGCGGUGUGUUGGAUGCCACAUCCUAUAGUUUUGGUGGCAAGACCUUCAAAUGUCAUCGUUUAAAUAGAAGCCAUAUAGAGGAGGCACUGAAGGCCAACGGAAUGACCACCAAAUCCGACGACGGAUUUAAAUUCAUAGCCCACGACGACGUCUUCAUUUUGAUUUCGCGAAAGACCAUGUUAUAA